Messenger RNA from Elaeis guineensis (African oil palm), 1796 nucleotides. RefSeq names its product protein arginine methyltransferase NDUFAF7 homolog, mitochondrial. Gene Ontology annotation, molecular function: protein-arginine omega-N symmetric methyltransferase activity. The record is from RefSeq and is a predicted model, not a curated record. Gene Ontology annotation, cellular component: mitochondrion. Lineage: Eukaryota; Viridiplantae; Streptophyta; Magnoliopsida; Arecales; Arecaceae.
CCUGCCAUCCACCAGGCCCGAGUCGGCGUUGGCGGCCUUCAGCUCCCUGAUGGUGAUCCGCUCCGGAGGAGCCCCGCUGCCUCUCGCGUUACGAGCAGCCAAACUUGUUUGUAGGGGCCAAUUCCAGAGGAUACGUCUGGCUUUCUUCUCGACGGACAUCGUUGGUGAGAAGCCCAUUCUGGUCCGCGACUUCAUCCGCUCCGCAUUAUAUGAUCCGAACCACGGAUAUUUCUCCAAGCGGUCGGGGCCCGUUGGAGUGCUCGAUAGAAGUAUUCGUUUCAAUCAACUCGAAGGCAGGGGUGUCUAUAUGCGGCAUUUGAAGAACCUUUACAAGCAGCAUGAUAUUGCUUGGUUUACUCCAGUGGAACUAUUUAAGCCAUGGUACGCAUAUGGUAUUGCGGAAGCAAUAAUGCGCACAGCUAACCUUUCAAUUCCAUUAAAGAUAUUUGAAAUUGGGGGUGGUUCUGGAACAUGUGCGAAGUGUAUAUUGGAUUACAUGAUGUUGAAUGCACCAGAUAAGGUUUACAAUAAUAUGACGUAUACCUCUAUAGAAAUUAGUCCAUCUCUUGCCGAAAGGCAGUUAGAAACUGUUGGAGAAGUUCAGAGUCAUUUGUCAAGGUAUAAAGUAGAAUGCCGUGAUGCAACAGAUAGAACCGGAUGGGGGCCUGUAGACCCCCAACCAUGCUGGGUUAUAAUGCUUGAGGUACUUGAUAAUCUUCCACACGAUCUUGUCUAUUCUCCAAAUCAAGUUUCUCCAUGGAUGGAGGUCUGGCUUGAGAAAGUACAAGACAGCUUGCAAAUCUCAGAAGUCUACAAGCCAUUACAAGAUCCAUUAAUUGCUCAGUGUGUCAAGAUAAUUGGCAUGGAUAAUGGUGGGCAGAGCAGAUUAAUUGCAGCAUCUAGGCACAUUUUGUCUAAAGUUUUUCCAAAGCCCCGAAGAGCUUGGAUGCCAACUGGUUGCUUGAAACUACUGGAGGCUCUGCAUUGGGCUUUACCGAAGAUGUCCCUUAUUGCUUCUGACUUCAGCUAUCUCCCCGAUGUCAGUAUACCCGGUGAUAGAGCUCCCCUGGUUUCUAGUAAGAGAGAUGGGUGCACUGUGGAUCAUAACAACUACCUUGAUGCAAAGGGUGAUGCUGAUAUCUUCUUCCCAACAGACUUCUGGCUCUUGGAGCGAAUCGAUCAUCACUGCUCUGGUUGGUUGAAUGAACAGACAGAAUCAAAAUCCUUGAAGCCAGUGAAGAAGAGAAGAACUCUCACACUUGAUACUGCAGCCUUUAUGGAAGAAUUUGGUUUGCCAACAAAGACAAGGACAAAGGAUGGAUAUAAUCCACUUCUGGAUGACUUCAGGAAUACUAAAUUUUAUAUCAGUGUACCAACACAUAACAUUACAUAGCCAGUCUAAAGUCGUUGCUGAAGACAAGCAGCAGGAGGGCUUAGUGGAAUUUUUAAGGUUGAACCUCGGACAGCAGAGUAUCUAAAGGAUUUAAUGCAUUUAAUAAUUUCUUCAAUGCUAAUGAAACUAUUUUCGCACUGGUUAGGUCCAAGUUGAAAUAAGCUAUCGUAAUUGCGGGUUUUGUACUUCACAGAAGAUAUCAUUAUUCUGUGUGCUUCCAAAGGUAGAAAAUACAAAUUGAAAAUUGCAUUUUUUGCAGCAGCGGCAUGUCAUUGUUCCUAAAUGAGACCAACUACAACUCAGGGAGAAUUUUCUAUAUUUGUAUCAGUUUAACGCUGUUUUCAUUUAACCGUUUGUAACGUGACUAACGCCAUUUAUAUAUUUGUACAAUUUGCAUUGAUUA